Lindgomyces ingoldianus is the source of this 1178-nucleotide messenger RNA. RefSeq names its product mitochondrial carrier. Gene Ontology annotation, biological process: transport. NCBI's taxonomy places the organism in Eukaryota, Fungi, Ascomycota, Dothideomycetes, Pleosporales, Lindgomycetaceae. Gene Ontology annotation, molecular function: transmembrane transporter activity. The transcript is spliced from 4 exons. Bases 155 to 1111 code for a protein of 318 amino acids. The record is from RefSeq and is a predicted model, not a curated record.
CGCGGACGCUUGCGCAUCUCCGAGAGCUAUCGAAACAUCGAGCCUGGGAUGGAGAAACCCACGCUCGCUGCUGACCCCCCCGCACCCUCUUAAUCACUGCUUCAGCCAGCGGUAUGGUCCUAAUAUUGGCGCCGUUGCCUGAUUCUCUCCACCAAUGUCAGUGACGGCCACGAAGCCCUCAUUGCCGCAAGGGCUUGCAGAGCACCCGCGAAAGGCCGAUGGAGGUACAAAGAACUACAAAGGCUUCGUCGCGGGAGUCUUCUCUGGCAUUACAAAGCUAUCCGUCGGCCAUCCAUUCGAUACCAUCAAAGUGCGGUUACAGACGACCGAUCAUUCUCAGUUCAAGGGCCCACUAGAUUGUCUACUCCAAACGCUGCGCAACGAGGGCGUCAAGGGAAUAUAUAAGGGCGCAACCCCACCCCUGGUCGGGUGGAUGUUCAUGGACUCAAUAAUGCUGGGAUCGCUGAGCGUGUAUCGGCGUAUCCUGAAUGACAAUAUCUUCAACCCGACAAGAGAACUGAAUUUUGGACAACAACCCAAACUCCCUGUGCUGGGACAUGCUAUGGCAGGUACAAUGGCUGGCUGGACAGUCUCCUUUAUUGCCGGGCCUGUCGAGCACAUCAAAGCCCGUCUACAGGUCCAAUAUCAGGCACAGAAAGCCCAGAGGCUCUACAGCGGACCCAUCGACUGCCUCAAGAAGACAUUCCGAAACCACGGCGUCAGAGGCGUCUGGCACGGUCUCAGCGCUACCCUCCUCUUCCGCACAUUUUUCUGUUUCUGGUGGGGCACCUACGACAUCUUCACCACCGCACUCAAAUCACACACCAACCUUUCAACCCCCGCCGUGAACUUUUGGGCUGGAGGUCUCUCCGCCCAAGUCUUCUGGAUCACAUCGUACCCAUCAGACGUCGUGAAACAGCGCAUCAUGACCGAUCCUCUAGGUCAAGACCGGAAGUUCCCCCGGUGGCGCAAUGCUGCAAGAGCGGUUUAUCGAGAGCGAGGUUGGCGAGGUUACUGGAGAGGGUUUGUCCCGUGCUUCUUGAGGGCAUUUCCGGCUAACGCAAUGGCUUUGGUUGCGUUUGAAGGCGUUAUGAGAGCUUUGCCUGAGUGAGAUUAUCGUUUUAGAUGUCCCUCUUCUAGGCUAAUUAACAUAAUACGCUAAUUCAUAAAUGUCUUGG